CAAAAUUGUAAUAAAUUCUGUUUGUUUUGAGACAUCUCAAGCUGUUGAAAAAUCAAAUGCAGGAGCAUUAAUUUUUUUCUUAUCACAUUUCAAUACACGAUAAGGAAUGGACGAUGAUGGCCCAGCCGACAGCAACACAGAUGAAUUCUAUGACAUCAUAGACUCCGUUAGCAACCAGAAUCUUAAAAGCAACAAUAAUUCAUCCCCCAAUCAAGUCUCAUCCAGGAAAAACAAUUCCUUAUCAGAAUCUGAAGGCAACAGGAAUGUGUAUAUAGUCAUGCAGCAACUGAACUCCAGUAACCCCAACACAGUGUCCAGCCAUGUCAUGACAUUUAGCAGUGGGGACUCUGUGGCCGGCUCCACCACAUUGAUGCCACCACCAGCCACACCAGACAGGAAGCAUUCGCAUGAAGAUGUCAGUCUAGAUUCAGAUAGUGAGAACAGUAUUAAUGCCUGUCUAAUCUGCGGAGACCGGGCCUCAGGGUACCACUACUCUGUCUACUCAUGUGAAGGCUGCAAGGGAUUCUUCAAGCGCUCAGUACAGAAGAACCUGCAGUAUGUCUGCAAGGACCAAGGGAUGUGCUUCAUCAACAAGUUCUCCCGCAACUCAUGCCAGUUUUGCCGCUUUCAGAAAUGCCUUAAUAUGGGAAUGAGACGAGAUGCUGUUAGAGAAGACAGGUCUCCGGGGGGCAAACACAGGCACAAACGCCCCAGGAUAGAGGACGGGCACCAUCUUGUGGUGGCGCCGGCCACAACCACUACCAUGCUGCCUGGUGACGUUGUACAUUCACACAGUGUCAAAUCCUCCGCGGAGAAAACACCUGUCGUUGAUGAUCCGCUGCGGGACAGUUUGUUAGCAGCUAAGCCUCACCUAUACCCUAAGGCUGAAAAUAAUGCUGAGCGCUCAGAAAAUAUUAGUGUUAGUGAACUGAUGCAUUAUGGGUAUCUGGAACUGCGUUACAUCAUUGAAUGGGCCAAGAAAGUACCAGGCUUUGCCGACCUGGACUUCUCUGACCAGAUGGCUUUAUUAAAGUCCUCCUUCAUGGAGCUGAAUGUCCUGCGACUGUCCUACAGAUCCAUGGAGUUUGACAACAAGAUCAAGUUCUGCGAGGACAUAAUCCUACCUCUGGAAUACUGCGAGACCAUGGGCUGGGGCAGAGAAUUGGUGGAUGGUACCCUGGAUUUUGCUCAAAGACUGAAAGAAAUCAACUUGGAUUUGACUGAGUUUUGUAUCCUCAAUGGCAUUGUCCUGAUGUACCCAGAUGCUCACGGAAUUGAGGACAAAAUCAGAAUAGCAGAGCUGCAGUCAAAAAUACUUGACUGCUUGAGACGCCACAUAGUCCGUCAGUACCCCAGCGACCCAAAGCGUUUUGGAAAGAUAUUACUGAGGCUGCCUGCAUUGAGGGUCGUCAGUGCCAAGGCGGCAGAGAGGUUCCUGUCACUGACAUUUGACGGGUCCAUACAGCUGAACGAGCUGGUCCUGGAGAUGAUGAACUGACCAUUCCAACCACCUGACUCAUCCAUCCUAGCCAACCAGAGUUCAAAUCAACUGUGUUAGUUCGAUUUCCAACAAGGAGUAUUUUGCCCGAAACUGCGCUGGUUAUUCAGCAAGAAUAGUAUUUAAGGUUGUUGUGGUGUCAAGACACAAGUCCUAACAGGAGAAACGCUAAGAACUGGGAUGUGCUGAAUCAUGCCACUUUGCCAUUGAUAACCAUAUCUGGCUAAUGUAAAUCCUAGGUCCCUCGAUGUCCAUGUACUGUUGUACUACAGAUACAUGCAUGGGUCUGUCCAGACUGUUGCCUAGGAUUGUGUUGUCCCCUCAACGGCUAUUAUCUCCAAAUAUUUCUUUGUUGUGUUUUCAAGGAAAGAUAAUUUUAAGCCUUUUGAACUUGAAUAUUUAACCGUUUACUGAAGGGCCAACAACUUUAUGUGCUGCUGUAUUGAGUUUGGUAUGUAAAUCUGAUGUUUUAAAAU
Molecule: messenger RNA, 1974 nt
Organism: Physella acuta
Lineage: Eukaryota; Metazoa; Mollusca; Gastropoda; Physidae
Product: retinoic acid receptor RXR-alpha-B
Biological process (GO): regulation of DNA-templated transcription
Molecular function (GO): zinc ion binding; nuclear receptor activity; sequence-specific DNA binding
Source: RefSeq, a predicted model, not a curated record